AUGUUCCUCAACCAAGUUGGCACGGAUCUUGAUGUUUAUCCAUCCUCUGGUGACAUUUAUGUGUGCUAUCCUGUUGCCGCCAUCAUUGAAGAUUUUCGGUACCCAGUACGAGCUGCUCAGCAACGGCGUCUGAUAGACGAGAUGCUUACUAGAAUGGCGGAAACCAGGGAUCAAGAAGACAGGGAUGGACAGAAGGAUAUGGGAGAUGAUGAUGAUGAUGAUGAUUUAGUGGAUUUUGGGCUCGUUGACAAGUCUAGUGAAGAGGAAGGAGGAGGAAGGAGGAGGAAGAGGAAGAAAGAGAUUGUUCAUGCAGCAAAUGGAUCAAUCUGUUUUUUAUAUGGGGUAUGGGCUGGACCAAUCUGUUUUUUGUUUGUGUAUGGACUUGUAGCCUAG
Messenger RNA from Linum trigynum, 393 nucleotides. The record is from the annotation of a GenBank genome assembly. NCBI's taxonomy places the organism in Eukaryota, Viridiplantae, Streptophyta, Magnoliopsida, Malpighiales, Linaceae.